AGAUUGAGGACUUCUAUCUUGGACGGCAAGCAAACAGGAAGGUGCUGCACGCAGACACGAUGAUGACAUCCUGCGACUCAAGGGCAACUCCGUCUUGGUACGCUAUUCAUGUCAGGUACACAGUGCUUCAGGAUAAGGAUCAAGGGACAUGAAGCUUGGCGGGAGACCUCGAAUAUCUUCCACGUUGAUGAGGGCUAGUCUUUCCGCAGGGUCAGAGUGAAGUCCAGCAUCUCGACUUCUGUACUGCUAACCUACUACAUCACGGUCGACACACCAAGAUCAUGGCUUCGGACGCGUUGGAAGGCCAAUGCCUUAUCCUGUUUGCUGUAACCAUGUUCUUUUGUAUUUUCUGUUUCGUGAUGGUCACGCUACGAUGCUUCACGAGAAUGUCAAUCAAGGGCUUUGGAUCUGACGACUGGCUUAUGCUGAUCGGCACGAUUUUCGGCGUCUUGACCUUUAUCACGGUUCUGUGCGGCUGCAAAGCAGGUCUGGGUCAGCGUGACUAUGAUUUGACAGAAGAAGACUACUCCAAGAUCAAGCGUGCUCUAAUGACCUUCCAAGUGCUCUACUGCGCCAGUCUCAUCUUCAUCAAAAGCAGUAUCUGUGUCGCUCUCAUCCGCCUCGUUAUCUCCCGACGCCUGCUAUACACGCUGUAUGCCAUCCUGGCUCUUAGCGCUAGUUACGGCUUUGUCGCGAUGAUGACAGUCUUAUUACAGUGCAGGCCAUUGAAAGCUACUUGGGACCCGUCGGCAGGCACAUGUUCGAAUCAAGGCGUCAUCGUCCGAAUCUCAUACUUUGUCACGGCGUGCUCGAUUACGACUGACUUUGCUUGCGCGGUCAUGCCGUUUGUCAUCCUCUGGAAUCUACAGAUGAGCAAGAGACUAAAGUUCACUGUCGCUGCCAUGCUGAGUCUCGGUUUUCUAGCGAGCGCUGCCACCAUUGUUCGCAUCAAGUAUCUGGACUCAUACUUUGCCACACAGGACCUUGCUUACAAAGUAUCGAACGUCGUUUUGUGGUCCAUCAUCGAGACCGGCAUCGCCAUUAUAGUCGGCUCCAUCCCGUCCCUCAAACCACUCGUCAAGUCCAUACCCUUCUUUGGCUCUCAUCGUUCCCGCCUCGAGACGAAAAGUCUUACUCGGCUUGACGACUUCCAAUCUUUCGCAAUGCGAUCUGCCGGUCCUCAAAAUCACAAGACACACAUAUCUGGUGCAAGUGCGAAGGAUCGUGACCCGGACGAAGAAGACAGCAUGAAAGACAGCCUGAUGAACGAUCCGGGCAUCAUACUCGUCCGCUCCGAGAUACAAGUUGAAGAGGGUUCGAGACCAAAUACUGGAUACAAGAGUUUCAAGAGUUUCACUUUCUGAUCUGGGCAUUCAUCAUGGUGUAGUGCACUGUAUGGAAGGACCGGACUUUUACGCAAUGGACUCGUUAGCUAGAUCUUCUGCUUCGAAUCCUCACCUUGGACACUCAUGAUGCACGAAAAAGAACAUCGUUUAAUCUUGCCAUGUUCUCCGGACAACUCUCAUUCAUACCAUGUCGCGCGCACAUGACCGAUCGAGCAUCACCUCUAAGCCAAAAGGGGAACAUC
Aureobasidium subglaciale EXF-2481 is the source of this 1588-nucleotide messenger RNA. RefSeq lists its product as uncharacterized. NCBI's taxonomy places the organism in Eukaryota, Fungi, Ascomycota, Dothideomycetes, Dothideales, Saccotheciaceae. The transcript is spliced from 5 exons. The record is from RefSeq and is a predicted model, not a curated record. Bases 282 to 1364 code for a protein of 360 amino acids.